AUGGCGGCUAUAAAAGCGGAGGAGCUGAUCGAAAGUGUAAGAAACUUUCCAGUUUUGUAUGAUCAGACUCAAGAACAAUAUAGAAACUCUGACUACAAGGAUAUUAUUUGGAAAAAAGUUGUAAAGGAAUUGAACGUAGAAGGACAAGAGGAGGAAUGUAAAAAGAAGUGGAACGGAAUUCGAGACAGUCUGCGAAGAGCUAGACAGAAAAGGAAAACCAAAUCUGGACAGGCAGGAACAUCAACCAAUAAAUACAAAUUUGAGUCCAUCCUUGAAUUCUUGAUUCCUCAUCUCGGUGAACGGAAAGGCCUAAGUAAUGUUCCUGAUGAAGAUGACAUAAGUGAUGAAACUCAACUCAAUGACUCUCAUCAGCAGAACUCCACCAAGGAGUCACAAGAUGUCAAUGACAUUGAACCUCAGGAGAGUGUAGAAUCCGUGUCGUUGCUAACACCUACAACUCCAGCAAGUCGAGUUUCCAUCGACCAUAGACCUCUAUCCGCAAAACGCAAAAGGAAGCUUGAAGCAAAACCUCAAGAGACUGCAUCAUCUCAGCUAAUGGCAUACAUAUUGGCUGAGAAGAAAAAAAAGAGUCAAGUGAAAAUCAUGGACAGCACCCUGUCGAUACAUUUUUAUCCGGAAUCGCUACAACUCUGA
Homalodisca vitripennis (glassy-winged sharpshooter) is the source of this 654-nucleotide messenger RNA. RefSeq names its product transcription factor Adf-1-like. Gene Ontology annotation, cellular component: transcription regulator complex; nucleus. The transcript is spliced from 2 exons. The coding region runs from base 1 to 654 and encodes 217 amino acids. Lineage: Eukaryota; Metazoa; Arthropoda; Insecta; Hemiptera; Cicadellidae. Gene Ontology annotation, biological process: regulation of transcription by RNA polymerase II. The record is from RefSeq and is a predicted model, not a curated record.